CGUCGCCGGCGGUGGAGGUGGCGGAGGCGGGGGCAGCGGCGGCGGCGGCGGCGGAGGCGCCUCUGCAGCUCCGGCUCCCCCUGGCCUCCCGGGAACUACAAGUCCCAGGGGGCCUGGCGGCGGCCGAAGGCCGGAAGAGGCGGGGUCAGCACCGCGAGGCAGGAAGUGGCCGUGGAGACGGAAGUGGCGCGGUCGCGGAGGGGCUUGGAGCGCGGCGGCGGGACCCGGAGCGGCUGCGGCUGCUGCUGCAGCUGGGAGUGGCGGCGGCGGCGCGCUGGAAGCGGCCAUGGCAAAGCAGUACGACUCGGUGGAGUGCCCCUUUUGUGAUGAGGUGACCAAAUAUGAGAAGCUUGCCAAGAUCGGUCAAGGCACCUUCGGGGAGGUGUUUAAGGCCAAGCACCGUAAGACCGGCCAGAAAGUGGCUUUGAAGAAGGUGCUGAUGGAGAACGAGAAGGAGGGGUUCCCCAUCACAGCCUUGCGGGAGAUCAAGAUCCUUCAGCUUCUCAAACAUGAGAACGUGGUCAACUUGAUUGAGAUUUGUCGAACCAAAGCCUCCCCGUACAACCGCUGCAAGGGCAGCAUAUACCUGGUGUUCGACUUCUGUGAGCACGACCUCGCUGGCCUGCUGAGCAACGUCCUGGUCAAGUUCACGCUGUCCGAGAUCAAGAGGGUCAUGCAGAUGUUGCUCAACGGCCUCUACUACAUCCACAGGAACAAGAUCCUGCACAGGGACAUGAAGGCCGCCAACGUGCUCAUCACUCGGGACGGGGUCCUGAAGCUGGCUGACUUUGGGCUGGCCCGGGCCUUCAGCCUGGCCAAGAACAGCCAGCCCAACCGCUACACCAACCGCGUGGUGACGCUCUGGUACCGGCCCCCGGAGCUGCUGCUCGGGGAGCGGGACUACGGUCCGCCCAUUGACCUGUGGGGCGCAGGGUGCAUCAUGGCCGAGAUGUGGACCCGAAGCCCCAUCAUGCAGGGCAACACAGAACAGCACCAGCUUGCCCUCAUCAGCCAGCUCUGCGGCUCCAUCACCCCAGAGGUGUGGCCGAACGUGGACAAGUACGAGUUGUUUGAGAAGCUGGAGCUAGUCAAGGGCCAGAAGCGGAAGGUGAAAGACAGGCUGAAGGCCUAUGUGCGCGACCCCUACGCGCUGGACCUCAUCGACAAGCUGCUGGUCCUGGACCCCGCACAGCGCAUUGACAGCGACGACGCCCUCAACCACGACUUCUUCUGGUCUGACCCCAUGCCCUCGGACCUCAAGGGCAUGCUGUCCACCCACCUGACAUCCAUGUUUGAGUACCUGGCGCCGCCACGCCGGAAGGGCAGCCAGAUCACACAGCAGACCACCAACCAGAGCCGCAACCCGGCUACCACCAACCAGACGGAGUUCGAGCGCGUCUUCUGAUGGCUGGGCCACUCGGUCUUAGUGCUGUCCUUUUACGUUUUCUUCUGCUAUGUGACUUGCAUUGUGGAGACUGUAGGGGGAUUCAGUUCUUUUCCACAUUUUUAUUUAAUCCCUUUCUGGGCACCAAAAGCAGCCAGCCGAGCAGACUGCAGCAGCACCCGGCUGGGGCCCAGGAGGGCACAAGUGCAGUGCCCUGUCCCUGGGUUUCUGGAUGGUGCCUGGGGGCCUCCACCUUAGGGCAAGAAGUGGGGCUGGAGAGGGUCAUGGAGCAGUGACUUCCUAAGAGCCCUGGUGCAGCAGGAGCAGGGGUCAGGCCCCUCCCUGGGACGCUGAGCUGUAGGAGGGCAGCAGAGCUGCCCUGGGGACCUUCAGCCUGUGGCCUGGGCCUCAGCAGCCCCAGGGCCAGCAAGAACUCUUGGUUUCUUCAGUAGGAGAAUUUUAUCGUGUUUUUUGCCUCAGUUAUUCAGAGACAUUCCUGGAUGAACUUUGAUCAGUUAAAAUUAAAACUUGACUUUUUUGC
Molecule: messenger RNA, 1925 nt
Organism: Octodon degus (degu)
Lineage: Eukaryota; Metazoa; Chordata; Mammalia; Rodentia; Octodontidae
Gene: Cdk9
Product: cyclin dependent kinase 9
Exons: 7
Coding region: 287-1405 (372 amino acids)
Biological process (GO): protein phosphorylation
Cellular component (GO): nucleus
Molecular function (GO): ATP binding; cyclin-dependent protein serine/threonine kinase activity
Source: RefSeq, a predicted model, not a curated record